AUGAACACAUUUCUCCGACUAUCGACGACCAAGAACAACAAUAAUGAUACCAAGAAAAACAAGACCAAUAACGGCAAACAAAAAAAAAACCAGAGACCAAUUGUCCCGUUUGGGAGGAAUGAUCGGAUUUUGUUAAUUGGCGAGGGCGACUUCUCCUUUGCUCGUUCAUUGGUCGUCCAGCACCGGUGUCGGAAUGUACUUGCGACAUGCUAUGAUUCCAAAGAUGACCUGUGCGGGAAGUAUCCCCAGGUAGAAGGGACUAUCCAAGAAAUCCAAAAUGUAUUCCUGAAGAAGGAUAAGAAGCGCAAGACAGACGGGGACGAGACAGGUGACCACGAUGGUCAACCAGGGCCAUCGGGUGAGAAUGAUGAAAAUGACGAGGAAGACGACAAGCAAAAAGACACAGAAAAAGCACAGGCCAAAAACAAAAACAAGACAAACCCCAAAGUCCUCUUCUCAGUCGACGUCCGAAAACUCGCCCACCCCUCUGCUGGAGGAGGAAAAGAUGUCCGGAUAGGUUUCCCACGACCACAUCAACACAAACGCCCUGCGUGGCUGGAGGCUCGUCAUGCUGCCAAUAACGCUAAUAAAAAGAAUAACUCUGGCGGGCAAGGGAAAGGUGAAGGGGGUCCGUGGGAUAUCAUCUGUUUCAACUUCCCACAUGUGGGUGGGUUGUCGACGGAUGUGAACCGGCAGGUGCGGUUUAAUCAGGAAUUGCUUGUUGCGUUUUUCAAGGCUUGUGUGCCACUUCUGUCGCGGCCGGUUGAUGGCCAUGGUGUGGUUGAUGAUGAGUUUGAAGAUGAGGAUGAUUGGGGGGAGUCGAGUGAUGACUCUGAUGAGGACGGUGAUGGAAGAGAAAAGAGCAAAGCCCGGGCAGAACCAGGACAAAUAUUGGUUACUCUAUUCGAAGGAGAGCCGUAUACUCUAUGGAACAUCAAAGAUCUUGCUCGACAUGCCGGGCUAAAGGUGGUCACCAGCUUCAGAUUCCCCUGGGCUUCCUACCAGGGUUACUCGCAUGCGCGGACUCUAGGACACAUUGAAGGGAAACAUGGUGGACGAGGUGGAUGGAAAGGCGAGGAUAGAGAUGCCAGGAUGUAUGUCUUUGAGCUUGGAGAUGACCACGCAACGGCUCAGUUCAAGGCAGAUGCCAGUGCAAAGAAGAAGAGGUCAAGGAACGAAUCGGACAGCGAUGAUAGUGAUUAG
Aspergillus glaucus CBS 516.65 is the source of this 1203-nucleotide messenger RNA. Its product is annotated as 25S rRNA (uracil2634-N3)-methyltransferase. Bases 1 to 1203 code for a protein of 400 amino acids. The record is from RefSeq and is a predicted model, not a curated record. Lineage: Eukaryota; Fungi; Ascomycota; Eurotiomycetes; Eurotiales; Aspergillaceae. Gene Ontology annotation, biological process: rRNA base methylation. Gene Ontology annotation, molecular function: rRNA (uridine-N3-)-methyltransferase activity. The transcript has 2 exons. Gene Ontology annotation, cellular component: cytoplasm.